Molecule: messenger RNA, 1532 nt
Organism: Scomber japonicus (chub mackerel)
Lineage: Eukaryota; Metazoa; Chordata; Actinopteri; Scombriformes; Scombridae
Gene: plgrkt
Product: plasminogen receptor, C-terminal lysine transmembrane protein
Exons: 5
Coding region: 175-624 (149 amino acids)
Biological process (GO): positive regulation of plasminogen activation
Cellular component (GO): plasma membrane
Source: RefSeq, a predicted model, not a curated record
UUCACAGAAUACGGGUGGGAAGAAAAUAACGCGUCGCACACACUUGUUUUGAUAAAAUUACUUAUUAUUUUUGAGUCUUCGACAGUCCUGACAGUUGUGACCAGUAUCCAUAUAUUAUUUAGCCAUUCAUUUACCACCUACGAAAUACAUUAGGUCAACAGUAACAACGCCACCAUGGGGUUUCUGCUUUCUAAAUCGAUGGAUGCAAACUUUAAAAAGCAGCAAGAGUUCAUGCUUCAUAAUUCACGGCUGCAGAUGGAGCGUCAGAUCUUGAUGCAGAACCAGAUGAGAGAGAGACAGAUGGCUAUGCAGAUCGCCUGGUCCAGAGAGUUUCUCAAGUACUUCGGCACUUUCUUUACAAUGGCCACAGUGGGACUCACUGUAGGUGCCAUUAAAAGAAAAAGACCAGGAAUGAUGGCUCCCCUUGUUCCUCUCGGCUUCAUAUUUGCCUACCAGAUGGACAGCGGUUAUGGAACACUCAUUUAUCGUAUGAGGGGGGAGGCUGAGAGUAUCAUGGCGUCCGAACACGACCGUCUGGACUUACCUAACGGGACCCCUACCUUUGAAAGCAUAGAGAAAGCACGUCGUGCUAAAAGCACCCUCUCCUCCUUCCUAGAGAAAUAAUGCGUUGGUUAUUUCAGAGAAGUGAGACACAGUCCAAAUCGUCCAGAUGAUGCUUUUGCUUAAUUAUGGAAAAAAAACAGUCAACUACCACUUGCCUUUUUUUGAAGAUUGUGAGUCCAUGGUUUGCACUAAUUAUUUAUCAUGGAGCUCAAGAUAAAUUAGUCUCAUUAUUAUAAAUAUAAAGGUGAUGUUGCUUUGUUUGUGGUUAUUGUUAUUGAUGUACAUCAGUUGCCAAAAUCUUUUUUCAGCACCAGAUUGCAUACUUUAUAAAAGCAGACUGACUUUCAGAAAACUGAAAUACCAAAGUACACAUUAAUACUACAAUUUAUCAGUCGGUCAUCAUAUCAGGUCAGGAUAUGUGUCAAUUCCAUUUAUCUGUUGCAACAUAAUUGUCUUGAAUGAAUAUGCCUCCACAAGUUGUAUUGUUAGUCAUACAUUUGUCCUGAUGGCAGAAUAUGCUUCUUAGUCUGAAGUGUUACAUUCAAAUUAUUAUUAGAGCUGAAACCAUAACUUAAUUGCUCAGUCAAUUGACAAAAAAUGAAUCUGUAGCAAUAAUAAUUGAUUAAUAGUGCAAAAGACAUUUGAAUGCAUUGGGCUCUCAGAACUUGUUUUUUUCCAUUUUAUAAACUUAAUAAUCAAGAAAAUAUUAUGCCAGAUUAUUAAAUUGUAAAAACUACUGCUGAAAUAAUGUUUAUGGUUAAAUUUGGUGCUGAUGAGCUUUAUACUAAAGGUAGGGACACCACUGGGGAAUCGGUAUGUUAUAUCAUUUUAUUAUGACAAUAGUGGUCAAUGGAUGUAAAAUAUAAUAUGGUGCUGCUAUUUAUGCAUUAUAUAUUUGCCAUAAUUAAACUAUUUUUUUGUCAUGGAAACUACAUUUGUAAAUUCAAUAAAAAGAAAUAUUGCCAAGA